This is a messenger RNA of Williopsis jadinii, 585 nucleotides long. RefSeq names its product nitroreductase family protein. NCBI's taxonomy places the organism in Eukaryota, Fungi, Ascomycota, Saccharomycetes, Phaffomycetales, Wickerhamomycetaceae. The record is from RefSeq and is a predicted model, not a curated record. Bases 1 to 585 code for a protein of 194 amino acids. The transcript has a single exon. Gene Ontology annotation, biological process: cellular response to oxidative stress.
AUGUCUACCAUCUCUACUUUCCUCAAGUCGUACACCUCGAGAAGAACUCAGUACCAACUCAAGAAGGCCCUGCCAGAAGGAGUCACGCUCCAGCAGGUCCAGGACAUCGUACAGCAGCUGGUGAAGCACACGCCAACCUCGUUCAACUCCCAGACCGUGAGAGCUGUGAUUCUCACUGGAGCAUUGCACGACAAGGUGUGGCAGUCAGUGACCGAUGCCAUCCCAGCAGAGGCUCAGAAGAAGAGACCAAACUCCAUCAAGGAGGAGGCGUACGGCUCCAUCAUCUUCUUUGACGAUGGUGCGGCCUUGAAGAAGAUCCAGGAGGCCUUCCCACCGUACGCGGACUACUUCCCAAUCUUCGCCUCGACCUCUAACGGUGCUGCUCAGAUCAACACCUGGACAUUGAUUGGUGAAUUGGGUCUCGGAGGCCACUUGCAACACUACAACCCAUUGGUGCAGGAGGCUCUCAAGGGCAAGGUUCCAGAGAGCUGGAACGUUGUUGCCCAGCUGGCCUUUGGUGUCCCUGUGGGCGAGCCUUCUGAGAAGGAGUUCAUUGACAACGAGGUGAAGGUGCUGUCCGAGUAG